Molecule: messenger RNA, 867 nt
Organism: Agrilus planipennis (emerald ash borer)
Lineage: Eukaryota; Metazoa; Arthropoda; Insecta; Coleoptera; Buprestidae
Gene: mRpL16
Product: 39S ribosomal protein L16, mitochondrial
Exons: 5
Coding region: 111-833 (240 amino acids)
Biological process (GO): mitochondrial translation
Cellular component (GO): ribosome; mitochondrial large ribosomal subunit
Molecular function (GO): structural constituent of ribosome; rRNA binding
Source: RefSeq, a predicted model, not a curated record
GUCAUAGAUAAGUUUUAGGUUAAAGAGGUUAAUAAUAAUAUGUUGUAGAUAUGUUUUAAUUAUUUCUGAAACAUUGAUAAAUUAUUUAUAGUUAAUCAAUUAUUGUUAAAAUGAUGUCUACAAAGUUUCAAUUAUUACUUACCACAGCCUCAAGACAGGUAGGCUGGCUACAAGUAUGUGGUAUUAGAUAUUUUCCUCCUCCACCAAAUUAUGAUAAUAUUGUGAUCCCCGAAAGACAAAAACUAAGAGUAAUGGAGAGAGUUCCUGCUUUGCCAUCGAACAUUAAACCCCCCAAAAUGCAAAAGCGUCUUAGAUAUAUGCGAGGGGAAGAAGAAGUUCAUAAUUUUUUACUCCACAAACAGUAUGGAAUUAUGGCACUAAGUGGGGGACGAAUAAAAUAUGGACACUUUGAAAUGAUGAGGCUAACAAUUGGUAGGAAAAUAGACACUGAUCGUAUGUUUGCUAUAUGGAGGGUAGACUCACCCUGGCAGCCAAUGACUAAAAAAGGACAGGGGCAUCGAAUGGGUGGUGGAAAAGGGGCCAUAGAUCAUUAUGUAACGCCAGUAAAAGCAAAGAGAAUAAUUUUAGAAGUAGGAGGAAAAUGUGAAUAUGCAGAAGUAAAAGAUUUUCUUCAUGAUAUUGCAAUGAAGCUCCCUUUUAAAGCUAUGGCAGUGUCUCAAGAAAUACUGGAUGAAAUGAAAGCUAAGGAAGAAUGGGAAGAGAAGAAUAAUUUAAACCGUUAUACACUAAAAUACAUUAUUCAAAAUAAUAUGGGUGGUUGUCAUAACUAUUUAUCACCUACUGAUCUAAAAUGGUUUGGCAAGUAUGUAUAAAUAUUGUAGUUAAUAAAAGUUUCUAUUAAGUUCA